AUAUAAUACGAGUAUUAACUGAUUGCCAAGUCUGCGAGUGCAGGUGACCCACGUCUCCCAUUCAAGAUAACAAUGACUGGGACGCUCGCAGUCGUGGCAGUGCUGGCUGCAGUCGCAACAGUACGGUGUGUCAUGCCCCCACCACCAGCACCAGACCAGCCUGGACAUCAUCACGCUAGACCAGGCUCUCCGCUGCGAGCAGUCGACGAUUACCGGCGUGACGACAACCAACCAGAGCAAUUUGAGAAUUAUCGACGUUGUGGGUGGUCAUGUUUAAAAAUCAUGUUUAAAAGUGGCAAACAUGACCUCGCCGAACUUGACUCCGACUCUAGUCACAACCAUCAACGACCACCAUCAUCAGACCAGCCUGGACAUCAUCACGCUACACUAGGCUCUCCGCUGCGAAUAUUCGAUGCUUACAGGCGUGACGACUACCACCCAGAGCAAUUUGAGAAUUAUCCGCGUGGGGGGUGGUCUAGUUUAAAAAUUAUGUUUAAAAGUGGCAAACAUGACCUCGCCCAACUUGACUCCGACUCCAGUUACAACCAUCAACGAGCACCAUCACCAGACCAGCUUGGACAUCAUCACGAUACACCAGGCUCUCUGCUGCGACCAAUCGAUGAUUACCGGCGUGACGACUACCAACCAGAGCACUUUGAAAAUUAUCCGCGUGGGGGGUGGUCAAGUUUAAAAAUUAUGUUUAGAAGUGGCAAACAUGACCUCGCCCAACUUGACUCCGACUCCAGUUACAACCAUCAACGAGCACCAUCACCAGACCAGCUUGGACAUCAUCACGAUACACCAGGCUCUCUGCUGCGACCAAUCGAUGAUUACCGGCGUGACGACUACCAACCAGAGCACUUUGAAAAUUAUCCGCGUGGGGGGUGGUCAAGUUUAAAAAUUAUGUUUAGAAGUGGCAAACAUGACCUCGCCCAACUUGACUCCGACUCCAGUUACAACCAUCAACGAGCACCAUCACCAGACCAGCUUGGACAUCAUCACGAUACACCAGGCUCUCCGCUGCGACCAAUCGAUGAUUACCGGCGUGACGACUACCAACCAGAUCACUUUGAAAAUUAUCCGCGUGGGGGGUGGUCAAGUUUAAAAAUUAUGUUUAGAAGUGGCACACUUGAUCAUGCCGAACUUGACUCCGACUCUAGUUACAACCAUUAACGGAGAAAACGUGAAAAAGAAUAAUGGUGGCCGGAAGAACGCAUAAUAUGUCUACAUACUAUGUGUGGUAUAUUUAAUCCAGCAAAUAUAAAUGUUUAUCUCAAAGCAAACAA
Molecule: messenger RNA, 1286 nt
Organism: Cydia pomonella (codling moth)
Lineage: Eukaryota; Metazoa; Arthropoda; Insecta; Lepidoptera; Tortricidae
Exons: 14
Coding region: 73-1173 (366 amino acids)
Source: RefSeq, a predicted model, not a curated record